AUGCACCAACGCAACUUGUUGGUGUUCCUGGUAGUUGCCUUUGCAGCGUGCGUCGCAGUCGCUGAAGAGACCACCAAGGGUAAUAACGUUAACACCGCGUCGGAGGCUGAGGCGCGGGACCGCACCAACGCUCGUCGCUAUCUCAAGUCUACAGUCGAGUCAUUCGACCCAGCAAACGAAGAGAGGCUGAGCUUCAAGCUACCUGGUUUCAGCAAUAUCAAGUCAUUUUUCUCGAAAAGUACAACCGCUGGAGCUGGAAUGAAAAACAGCCCGGAACUCGCCACAGCGCUCAAGAAUCCGAACGUCAACAAGGCGUUUACGGAAGUGGCCAAGCAGCCAGGGUUUUUUCAGAGUCUCAAGAGCAACGUGAAGCUAAACAGACUUGCGGGAGUGCUACGAAGAAGACCAACAGAGUUUUCCUCGAGACAAGUCACGAAUGUCGGACAUCUCGCAGUACUACGAGUUCGUCGGGAGCAUGGGCAAAGGUGUGGGUGA
This is a messenger RNA of Phytophthora infestans T30-4, 495 nucleotides long. RefSeq names its product secreted RxLR effector peptide protein, putative. The transcript has a single exon. Bases 1 to 495 code for a protein of 164 amino acids. The record is from RefSeq and is a predicted model, not a curated record. NCBI's taxonomy places the organism in Eukaryota, Oomycota, Peronosporomycetes, Peronosporales, Peronosporaceae.